CUAUUUUCCGGUUUUCCCUUGGCUAGUUUCACUGAGCUGAGUUUACGUAAAGGCCUCACGGUACAGCUACUGUUAUGAAACUGAGUUCUGCUGGUCACGUGUCAGCAGAUGAGGACACAGCUGCUGACAGCAUCAGUUUCAGUGGAAACACACUGAAAGGCCCUCUGUGUUGAACCUCAGACAUUUACCAUCAUGCAACUGGAGGCUCAGCUCCGUCUAUGCCAGAGUUGCCUUUGGUGUUAUAAGAGUGGGCUGCGCCUCCUCUCCCAAAGCUAUGCACAUAGAAAAGCUGUGAACUACUAUGAUCUCCUGGGAGUUAAAUCUGAUGCCAACUUGGAGGAAAUUAAAAGUGCUUUUUUUGACAAAUCUAAGAAGCUGCACCCAGACAGCGACCCAUCCAACCAAGAGCUGCACAGCAAGUUUGUGGAGCUGAACGAGGCCUACCGAGUGCUGAGCAAGGACCUGAGCAGGAAGGAGUAUGACAUCAAAAUCAGACAUCCAUCCAGCGGGGGCCAAGCUUUUAGGUCUUCCUCCAGUCACGCCAGCUACACAGCCAGAUCGGAAACUCAGGAGAGCAUGCGUUACUGGGAGCAGGUUCACCAGUCUCACGCUCAGGACAUGACGAGGGAGGAGUGGCAGAGGAGGCGGAGGAGGAACUUCCGCUUGGUGGGCUACUGCGUCAUCACUAUGUUGCUCAGCGUCGGAGCCCACUUAGUCUUUUUCAGGAAAUUGGAAGACAUGCACAACAACUUCAUGGACAAGAAAGAUCAAGUCAUCACAGAAAUUUACAAUAAAUCCAAAGAGAGAGCCAGGGCCAACGGUUUUAAGAAGCAGACAGAAAUUCUGCGGGAGAAACAUGCUGAGUCUCUGAACAAAUACAGAAGGCCUGACGUUGGAGGAGACGAGUAGGAGAGUCUCUGUGCUGAGUGAUGACGGAGUUUGAAGUGGCAGCAGGUGAAGGGUGGCAGACUGAAUGUGAUAGAAGUUUGGGGAUUUUUAAAUGUUUUUUUCUGUGCUCAUCCUCACCUGGAGACACGCAGAACAUGCAUGUCAUGUGGGAGGGUUUUAUCUGGUCAUGCAGGUGUUUCUCCAUUUGCAAACUGAACUGUAUAUCAGGCGUGACUGCUUUGCAGAACACUGGAAGCGACCGGAGCAUCUAAAGGAUCCAACUACAGUGUAAUAAACACUGAAAUGAACUCAUAGGAACAUGUUGCUCACUAUUCCUCCACCCAGUUCCUGUGUUGGUGGUGCACAGCAUGCUGGGCUCACAGAUAACACUGACUUGAGUCGAUCAAGUCAAGACGAGACAGACUGUUGUAAUGUCGUUAUGUUUCUACCUGAAACCAACCUAACUGGAUUAAAGUCAUGUCUGGGGUUGGACACAAGAGGACGCUCGUUAAAUCUUCUGUCAGCUUUGAUGAGCCUGUUCAGAGGGAUGACUGAGGAGGGUGCAGUGUUGCAUGUACAGAGUCAAAAGUCUCAGCAAUAAUGAUUUUGCAAGCAAAGGUGUUGACAGUUAUGGAUCCCAACUCCUCACUGUUCCCUAUGAUGAGCUCAUGUGAAACUGCAGAAAUGUAAUGCUGGCAUUUCCAGGCAAAACAUGGUAUAAAGAUCGUUUGUUAGAAAUGGAUAUCAUCCACUAUUAUGACUUGAAAAGAGUGACACUGAGUAAUUUAUUUAUUGUCAAACUAUUGUAAUAAGGUCGAGACUAUGAAAAUGUGGAAGUUGGGUGACAUGAUGGUUCAUAGUUACAGAUGAAGGUUCCUCCAGAGCUGAUAUUUACCAUUUUGCCUCUCACUUUUUAGGAUAUUGGAGUUAGUUGUUGUUUUGACUGCCUUGCCCUGAGAAAUUCAUUAAAAGAUCAGCCUUUUCCUCAUGA
Scatophagus argus is the source of this 1879-nucleotide messenger RNA. It is a transcript of the gene dnajc4, whose product is annotated as DnaJ (Hsp40) homolog, subfamily C, member 4. The transcript is spliced from 8 exons. Bases 193 to 909 code for a protein of 238 amino acids. NCBI's taxonomy places the organism in Eukaryota, Metazoa, Chordata, Actinopteri, Scatophagidae. The record is from RefSeq and is a predicted model, not a curated record.